Sclerotinia trifoliorum is the source of this 3140-nucleotide messenger RNA. The record is from the annotation of a GenBank genome assembly. Lineage: Eukaryota; Fungi; Ascomycota; Leotiomycetes; Helotiales; Sclerotiniaceae.
CAUUUGGUCUAUCAGGUAUAGGGAUUAGGGAUACCGGUAUAUUGAUAUCUCUUUCUACCGGACCUAAGCAAACCCUUUCUCGCAUUCCUACCUAUUAUUGAUUGCAUGACAAUAACCGACAACCCAGUACUACAUCACAGAUACUCAAAGACAUUCACUCACUUGGUAUCUGACUGUUGUGUUGCUCUUUCUAUGUGGAUACAUAUUUAUCAAUUUUAUCAAUCAGUACGGGGUAUCAACCAGUACGGACCAUCAAUCAAUCAAUCAAUCAACCAAAUCAAUCGAUCGAUCAAACCUGCAACUCCAUUUCAUCCAACACCAAGUGCCUCCACUGUACUUAUCGCCUACCCGCCCGCAAAACCACACAAUCAGUACAAUCAUUACCAAAGUGGUUCGUGCAUUUCUUCCUCUUCCCUGAGGGGAAUCAGUGAGUGAGUGAGUGAGUGAGUGAGUGCAUCAAUCAAAUCAGUCAGUGAAUCACAAGCACGAGCACAAGCGCUUCAACCGAUUGUGCUAAGCUGCUAAAGCUACGCUGCUACCUUCACCCUUCAACCCUUUACCCUUUACCCUUUACCCUUUACCCUUCACCCUUCACCGUCACAUUGAAACCUUGAGAGAAGAAUCUAUCUAUCCGCCGCCAUAAAUGCUACCAUUCACCUUCACUCAUUCACCACGCACCACUCACCACUCACUAUUCCACUCUGUACAAAUCGUCAAGGUCACUUUGGAAAAUUAUUGAAAUUACAAAGAGAAGUGUGCGAUCCCUUGGUGGCAGCUAUCUGAUUAUUGGCUUAUUGACGGAAUAACGGUCUGCGGCUGCACACACACUGCAUCUUUUGCUUCUUUUGCCGGCUUCAACCCUGCAAUCUUGCUAUCUUCCCUCUCUCUCAAAAACCUCAUCUACCUACCUACCGUACCUGUACAGCAGCCUCGCGAAUCAUCGAAAUAACACAACGCUCAGCAAAAGAGCUUUAGAGCUUCCAUCAAAACGAUUAUAAUUUACAAAAGGUGUGCCAGAGUGACUGAGUGAUCAUGGCAAGCAUAUUUAGACGAGUGUACGAUUGGUUGCUGCGACUUUUCUGGUGUGUAUAUUUUACCAUCUUUUGCUUAGUGAAAACGUCAAUUUGGCGCACUACUUCGUGCUCACCGUGAACCAUCCGAUAAUGCCAUUUUUCAAUGUUUCCUGCUUCUCAUCAGCUAACCUCGGAUCUUGCCGUUUAGGGCUACCGAGAUGGAUAUUACGAUGAUCGGUUUGCAAAAUGCUGGAAAGACCUCUUUGUUGAGAGUACUGGCGGUAAGCUCGAAUUUCACUCACCGGUCGCUUCAUAUCGAAACUUUUACCUUGGCGCAAAUGCUGACGAUCAUGUCAAUACGUAGGGCGGAGAAUUUACACUUGAGUACGAUCUUCCCUUUCCCUGACAUCCCAGACAACACAUACAGACCUCUCUAUCAUGACCCGAAUUUAGUUGAAGCGGGGUUCGCAGAUUCGUAGACCCCACGUUGCGCAACCACAUCAAGCUGACCACCUUUUGCUUCCACUCAUAGCUCCAUUCCUACCGUUGGCUUUAAUAUGAAGCGUGUCCAAAAAGGUCACGUCACCCUCAAAUGUUGGGAUCUGGGUGGGCAGCCACGCUUUCGUUCCAUGUGGGAACGAUAUUGCCGCGGCGUGAAUGCGAUCGUAUUUAUUGUCGACUCAGCCGAUCCGGACGCCUUACCAAUCGCUAAGGAUGAGCUUCAUCUGCUGUUAGAAAAGCCGGUUUUGCAAGGUAUACCACUUUUGGUGUUGGGAAAUAAGUCCGAUUUGGAAAACAAGCUGAGUGUAGAUGAGUUGAUUGAGAGAUUGGAUUUGAAGAGUGUGGGACAUAGAGAGGUGAGCUGUUAUGGGAUCAGUGCCAAGGAAGAGACGAAUUUGGAUGCAGUUUUGCAAUGGCUGGUUGCGAGAGCGAAUAAGUAAGGCGACCGUGCGGAAGGGUUGAUGAAUGAUAAAUCAUUGAGGAACAGGUAAAGCUUGCCGCAAGUUUGGAGUGUGACGAGUGCGAAUUUCCGGGUAUUAACGAUGAUUGACGACACGAAAUGGCGAAAAGAUGGGAUGAUACAUGAUCGAACUUCGAAAACGGUCUUCGCGGACCAUGAAUAUAUCUCCUCAGCUCACAGCAACCAAUUCUAAUUAUUUUCAAAUUCUUCCUUCUCAAUCGGGAUCUUCUCGACGUCUGGUUUUUCGAUAUGCUGUGAGCGGAACAGCAGGACAGAAAUGUAUCCAAUUUCCUUGUAUUCUUCUUGAUGAUGCGCCAAUGUCUGCUACGAUGAGACGACUUACGACCCUCUGCUUUCUUGUUAAAUUAUUGGGUCGACGUUCCGCGUGUUGAAAGGUGCCAGUUGGUAAAUGAGGUAGUGGGUACUGGGUGUUGAGAUGAUGGGAUAGGAAACACUGUAUUUAAAAUAUUCAUAUUUUGUGCCUUUUGUAUCCAAGUGUGUUUCCAUCAAUUUUCUGAGUGACGCAUGUUUUUCACUAUUAGCCAACCUCAAGUAUAAAAAUAAGGAGAUUUCAGGCGGAACAUUCAGGCGCCUUGUCUGUAUGUGUGGUAUUGACGAUACGUUAUGCCGACAUCGUACCUUGGCAAUGACAGAAAUGAGGCAAAUAUUCGUGUUGGAAGUUUGAAAUAUGUUGAGGGCUUUCCGGGAGGACGAUGAAUUGAGUUUGAAGGAGAUGGGCUGUCCAAAGCUUGUAGUAUUUGCCCGCGAUGGGAAUACAUCUAAUGGCAAGUCUAAUGUGAAGAUUCGGAAUGCCUUCAUGGAUAUAAGGGUGCGCGUGUACCCAUCGAUAGUCCAUUUCUUGGCAGGAAAGCCUUCGCCUUUGGUAUUUCGAACCUCGAGUCAAAAUGUGUAAAGAUUUGAAAAAUUCUGGGAAGAAGCUCGAACCGAAUAGGAAGCUUUACGGCCGCGUGCUGAGUGUUUUACACCAAUCCCAUAUUCCAUAUUCCCAUUUCGCAUCGUUUUCCUCGGCGCAUUCCUCUGUACAUAGCAAUCAUAACUGAUUUCUCGUGGUGGAUUCGCAAUGUGCUCAAAUGGCGAGAUAUCGUAGGGGCGUCAAGUUCUCUCUCAAGAAUUGGACCGACAGGAAGACAUUGAAGGGAGAAAAA